GUUAUACUCCUCCCAUAUCCCAACGCAACAGCGGCGCGACGCAGCGCCAUGGAGACUGUCAAAGUACAGAAGGAACUAUGUUUACUGUUAUCCGCUAAAGCGCAACUGCUUCUCGCUUGGCGCCUUCUUUUGAUUGUGUCACUCGCUGUCGCAGACAUGGCAGACACAACAGCCAUGCCCACCAAAGACCGCGCUCUGAAAGGAAGGGAGGAAAAAAUGGUCGUGGCAGAGAAGCAUGCUGUCAAUGGCAACCCCACAGUGGAGCCGUUUCCAGAGGGCAUGGAGACCAUCAUGUUUGGUAUGGGCUGUUUCUGGGGGCCUGAAAAGCGCUUCUGGCAGAAAUCAGGGGUGUUCUCUACCCAUGUGGGCUAUUCAGGGGGACACACACUCAACCCCAACUACCAGGAAGUGUGCUCAGGUUUGACAGGACACGCUGAGGUGGUGAGGGUGGUCUUCUCCCCUGAGGACAUCAGUCUGGAGGAGCUACUCAAGGUGUUCUGGGAGAGCCACGACCCCACUCAAGGGAUGAAGCAGCAGGCAGACUAUGGAACCCAGUACCGUUCAGCCAUUUACACCUCCAGUCCCUCUCAACAGGAGCUGGCUCUCAACACCAGACAAGCCUACCAAGAGGUGUUAUCUGAGAAGGGCUAUGGAUCCAUCACCACAGAGGUCCUAGAGGGCCAGGAGUUCUUCUACGCGGAAGACUACCACCAGCAGUACCUGAAGAAGGUCCCCAAGGGCUACUGCUGUCUGAAGGGGACCGGGGUGAACUGUCCCAUCGGAGCUGAAGCAGACGAUGACAAAGACGAGCUGUGAAAAGAGAGAGAGAGAGAGAGAGAAAGAGGGUAGAGGAGAGAGAGAGAGAGAGGGUAGAGAGAGAGAGAGAAAGAGGGUAGAGAGAGAGAGAGAGGGUAGAGAGAGAGAGAGGGUAGAGAGAGAGAGGGUAGAGAGAGACAGGGUAGAGAGAGAGAGGGUAGAGAGAGAGAGAGGGUAGAGAGAGAGAGAAAGAUGGUAGAGAGAGAAAGGGUAGAGAGAGAGAGAGGGUAGAGAGAGAGAGAGAGAGAGGGUAGAGAGAGAGAGGGUAGAGAGAGAGAGAGUGGAUUGAAUACAAGGUGGGUUUUUCGCAGAUCUGAGUUUGUCGCUAUCCAGGUGGAAAUCAUGCUUUUUAAUUUUCCUGCUUCAUAUAGUCUCUUUAUGGCCAAGUUAGGAGAGUUGUUUGGACAAUCUUGACUUUCUAUAAACAAUCAGCAGUAGGUUGAAAAAUGUUUCCACUCCCUAAAGUGUUUCUGAACUCGCUUAGCAUUGUGUUCAUUUGACUAAUUGGCUAAAUCAUUUCAAAAGUAUUUAGCCAUCUGUAUGAACUCUAUUGUAUACAAUGAUAAUUGUAUUUUCUCAUUUAAAUUGAAGUGUUACAGUUCAAUAUAGCCCAUAUCAAGGUUAUUUUAUUAUUAUAUUGGUGCAUGAUGCCAUGAGACCUCUUUGUAUGCGAGGCUGAAGUACUGAUAGAAAUCCACAAGAUGGCAAUAGAUACCAACAAACUUAACCUCUCAACAAAACAGCUUCAGGAUUUCAUUCCAUCCACUCAAUGUGACAUCCUCACCCUUUAGGGCUAUCUUCCAUUAAGAGAGAGAUUAGUACCCUUUCCGUAGAAGGGAUUUGCACGUUGUGGUAGAAUAAUUUUUUACAUGUGUGUUGGAAUCACAUUAGUUUUCUCUCCUUCCAUUGUCUCAUUGCUCAGAAACAUACACUGAGUAUAUACCAAACAUUAGGAACACAUUUCUGAUAUUUAGUUGCCUUCAGAACAGCCUCACUUAGUCAGGGCAUGGACUCUACAAUGUGUCGAACACAUUCCACAGGGAUGCUGGCCCAUGUUGACUCUAUUGCUUUCCAAAGUUGUGUCAAGUUGGCUGGAUGUCCUUUGGGUGGUGGACCAUUCUUGAUAUGCACGGGAAACUGUUGAGCAUGAAAAACCCAGCAGCAUUGCAGUUCUUGACACUUCUCCCAUACCCCGUUCAAAGGCACUUAUAUUUUUUGCCUUGCCCAUUGACCCUCUGAAUGGCACACAUACACAAUCCAUGUCUCAAUUGUCUCGAAGGCUUAAAAAUCCUUCUUUAAACUGUCUCCUCCCCUUCACCUACACGGAUUGAAGUGGAUUUAACAAGUGACAUCAAUAAGGGAUUGUAGCUUUCACCUGGUCAGUCUAUGUCGUGGAAAGAGCAGGUAUUCAUUAUGUGUUGUACACUCAGGCUUAUGUGUGAGAACAUCCCUGGUUUUCAGCUAAACAAAAUCAAAUCAACGUUUAUUGGUCGAGUACACAGUUUAGCAGAUGUUGUAGUGGGUGCAGCGAAAUGCAUAUGUUACCAGCUCCUAAAAAUACCGUAAAAUGUUUUAUAAAAAGCACACAGGGCCUCCCGAGUGGUGCAGUGGUCUAAGACACUGCAUUGCAGUGUUAGCUGUGCCACUAGAGAACCUGGUACGUGUUCAGGCUCUGUCGCACCCGGCCGCGACCGAGAGACCCAUGGGGCGGCGCACAAUUGGCCCAGCAUCGUCCAGGUUAGGGAAAGGUUUGAGCGGCAGCGCACUAGCGAUUCCUGUGGCAGGGCGGGCGCAAUGCACGCUGACACGGUCGCCAGGUGCACGUGUUUCCUCCGACACAUUGGUGCGGCUGGCUUCCGGGUUAAGCGGGCAUUGUGUCAAGAAGCAGUGCAGCUUGGCUGGGUUGUGUUUCGGAGGAUGCACGGCUCUCGACCUUCGCCUCUCCCGAGUCCGUACGGAAGUUGCAGUGAUGGGACAAGACUGUAACUACCAAUUGGAUACCACGGAAUUUGGGAGAAAAAAGCACUAUGAAUCAAGAACAUUGGGACAAAGCCAAUUAAUAACCUAAAUAGCAUCGUAACAGUAGAUUUUAGACAAGAUAUGCUAUAUUGAAUAAAAAUAUGCAUGCAACAAUUUCAAAUAUUUUACUGAGUAACAGCUCAUAUAAGGAAAUCCGUGAAUUGAAAUAAAUGAAUUAGGCCCUAAUCUAUGGAUUUCACAUGACUGGGAAUACAGAUGCAUAUCAGAUGCAUCAUUUUUUUACGCAGGAAAAAAAGAUAAAACGCGUUUUGUAAAAACAGAUCUAAAAUGCUUCCAAUUGUAAUUUAUGCUCGUUAUCAGACUGAUUGUUUGCCUCAGUUGCACUUCUAAACUCUGAUGUGUAGCUUCUUUUAAAAUGCUAGAUUAACUUUAAGCAAAACAUUAAGGAAAUGUAGCUGGCUUUCUAUUAUAGCCCUAGAACAUUAGAAAUCUGAUGACCAUACAUAGUUAUGCAAAAAAUACCUUGCCUUUUCAUUGUAAGCUCAUUUACUUGUGUGGCUGCCAGCCAAACAGCGUUGCUGUUUGGAAAUGAAGCUAUUUUAUGUUGAAUGUGUUGCACUAAUGUAUUUUCUGUGAAGGAAAACUGUAGUUGCACGUCCCUUUUCACUCUAUUGAAGUAAAUAAAAACACAGUUGACUUUCAAUAUAAAACGUGACCGCUGUCACCUGCUCCUGCUUUCUACUGUUGUGCUAUUUACAAACAAACAUGUGACUGGCUCAACUGUGCUGGGGAACUAAAUAAGCUUCAUAAUGCAAAAUAAUGUGACGGAUAAAAUGAAGUAUGUGAUCUUUAUCUCCUAACGUAUUGCACAAGUUGACUGCAGGUAUUUACUUAAAAAAUAGCUACAAAUAUGAAAUGUAUCACAUGUAUUGAAAAACUUCAAAUAAAUAUUUUCAACAGUA
Molecule: messenger RNA, 3758 nt
Organism: Oncorhynchus nerka (sockeye salmon)
Lineage: Eukaryota; Metazoa; Chordata; Actinopteri; Salmoniformes; Salmonidae
Product: mitochondrial peptide methionine sulfoxide reductase-like
Exons: 6
Coding region: 49-816 (255 amino acids)
Biological process (GO): cellular response to oxidative stress
Cellular component (GO): cytoplasm
Molecular function (GO): peptide-methionine (S)-S-oxide reductase activity
Source: RefSeq, a predicted model, not a curated record